UCCUGCGGGAGGAGCUGCCCUGUGUCAGUUUAUAACCCGGAAGCCGAGUGCCAGUCCCGGGAGGAUUCAUUCCCUGUAGCAUCUGGGCUCCGAACUAUUGACAAACUUUCUCGUCCUUGCCUGCACUGUCGGCUGCAUUUCGUUCUCUCGUCAAUGCUGACACUCGGAGCCCGUUCAGAAGAGGCUCUCCGGGAGACUCCGUAAGAAAAAGUUAGUUGGAUCUUGUUCGGACCAGGAGGAGGUGGAGGAGGGACAGACACGGCCUGGGAACUGGCUAGAGAGACAACACUUGUACCUGGGUGCAGCGCACUCACUCUGUUUCUCUUUGCGUGCUGUUUGAAGCCAAAUUUCUCGGACUGAAGAAGGCGAUUGAGAGAGACCGAGAGAGUUUGUGACAGACACGGUGGGUCAGGAGGGCUGCGAGCUGGGAUUAUAGAUUGAAAAUUGGGAUCAGGUCAAUUCCCAGGUUCCCAGUCUGGUGAGGCGAGCCUGCCCCACGGCCACGACAGACUGAACCACUAUGCCUCCACCCAAAGAUAUUGUGAAGAUUGCAGUGCAGAUGCCUGGGGCCUAUCCCCAACUGAUCGACCUUGACCAGAAAAAGCCUCUAUCAACUGUCCUGAAGGAAGUCUGUGACGUAUGGAACAAGAGUAACCCUGAUCAAUACGCUCUGCAGUACACUGAUGGGAUACAAACCUACAUCACAGAGACGAAUCGGCAUGAAAUAAAGAAUGGCAGUAUAUUGCGCCUGACUACAGCCCCUAGUCGAGAAGCUGAGAAUCUCUACACCGGCAUCCAGAGCAAUAACUAUGACGUGCGCUCAGAGUCCCUGAAGGGACUAGCCGUUCUCUCCAAGGAUAUCACCUUUGCCCAGGAGUUCAUCAGUAAGGAUGGGAUCGCUGUGCUUGUCCGCAUUGUGGAGAAUGGCAACGACACUGGCGAGAGUUUGGCUCACACCCUGAAUGCUUUCAUUGAGCUGAUGGAACACGGAGUCGUUUCCUGGGAAACCCUCACCCAUGUUUUCAUUAAGAAGAUUGCUGGUUUUGUGAACAAGUCAGCGAUGGAUGCAUCGAUCCAGCAGUUGUCCCUGGCCAUUCUGGAGAGCAUGGUGCUCAGCAGCAGUCACUUGUUCCAACUGGUUAAGAACGAGGUCCCUCUGGACAGGCUCAUCUCUCACCUCCAGGUGACAAACCAAAUGAUCCAGACGAAAGCGAUGGCUCUGAUUAUUGCCCUGCUACUGAGUUCAAAGGACGAUGAGAGGAAGGAAACAAUGGAGUUCCUCAAUAAAAGAAACCUCAGACAGUACAUUUUCAAGAACAUUAUUCUAAGCUCUGCUACAAUGAGGGACGAGAUGGCCCAUUACUUGUACGUUCUACAGUCCAUUUCCCUCAACCUCCUCGAGCCCAGGAUGAGGAUUCCGAUGGACCCUUAUAACCAGGAGCAGAGGGAUAUGAUACACAGUCUGCGCCAAGCUGCCUUUGAAUCUGACUCUGACACCUCUCCUGGGAACUUUAACACAGACAGGCGAAAAUCUUUGUGUGCCAGGGAAUUCAAGAAGCUUGGUUUCCCUAACAAUGCCAAUCCCUCCUUAGAUUUCGAUCGGACACCUCCUGGGCUGCUGCCUCUGGAUAACAUGAUCUACUUUGCCACACGCCACUCUGAUGCCUACAACCGGUUUGUCCUUGAGAACAGCAGCCGUGAAGACAAGCAUGAGUGUCCAUUCGGGCGCGGGAGCAUUCAGCUCACCAUAAUCCUGUGUGAGAUACUAAAGAUCGGAGACCCACCUUCAGAGACAGGGCAAGACUUCUACCCCAUGUUCUUUGCCCAGGACAGGGUUUUUGAGGAGUUCUUCUGCAUUUGCAUUCAGCUGUUGAACAAGACUUGGAAAGAGAUGCGAGCCACACAGGAGGACUUUGACAAGGUUAUGCAGGUCGUAAAGGAACAGAUCACACGAACAUUGGCCUCCAAACCCACCUCCCUUGAGCUCUUCCGCAACAAGGUGAACGCUUUGAACUACAGCGAGAUUCUCAAACUCCGGCAGACAGAGAGGAUGCACCAGGAGGAGACCCUGGCACCGCCAGUCCUGGAGUUGAGGGAGAGACUGAAGCCAGAACUAAUGGAACUGAUCAAACAGCAGCGUCUGAACCGCCUGUGUGACGGGACACUUUUCCGUAAAAUCAGCAGCAGGAGGCGCCAAGACAAGCUGUGGUACUGUCGCCUGUCACCCAAUCACAAAGUGCUUCACUACGGAGAUGUGGAGGAAGGAGGUGACAAUCCAGCCAUCGAAUGUCUACAGGAGAAGAUUCCUGUGGCUGAUAUUAAGGCUCUAGUGACUGGAAAGGACUGUCCCCACAUGAAGGAAAAGAGCACACUGAAACAGAACCGGGAGGUGCUGGAUCUGGCCUUCUCCGUCCUGUAUGACACAGAGGACUAUUCGCUGAACUUCAUCGCACCAACUAAAUAUGACUUCUGUCUCUGGACUGAUGGCCUGAAUGUCCUGCUAGGCAAGGAGCUGAAUAGCGAGCAGACCAAGAGUGAGCUGGAGAUCCUGCUCUCCAUGGAGGUCAAACUGCGUCUUCUGGAUCUGGAGAAUAUCCCCAUCCCGGAUGCUGCUCCACCGGUCCCCAGUGCACCCAGUAACUACAACUUCUGCUAUGACUUCAGCCACACUGAGCACUGAUUGGAUCAGAGUGGAAUCAUAUUGAAAUGUGCCAGCGCUUCCUCGGGUUUGGGGGCUGGGAAGGGGACGUUGUGGGUUUUAUACAGUGCAUGUACAAAAUAGGUUUUAUACACAGGCAGUGACUCAAGUGCUUUCAUGUGCAAUAUUCUAAAAGAGAGAAAGGUACUCAAGAGAGGAUGCUGUGGUGCACACGUUAGCUGGCAAAAGCCUAGAACAUGAGAGCCCUGAUGCUCUGAGGAAUUUUGGGUGCUGGUCAGCUCACAAGAACUGAUCGAUCCCCAAGAGAGGGGGAAAUCAGAAUGCUGAGAUAAGAAAAAAUCAGAAAAUGGCGGCAACAUUCAGUAGACUCAGGCAGCAUCUGUGAAGAGGGGAAGUUAAGGGUGACAUGUCAGACCUGUGACCUUUCACCCAUCAAAGGUCAUUGACCUGCGAUGUUAACCCUAUGCUUCUCUCUCCAUAAGUGUUCCAAGAGAGGGAAGGGAGGUUGUGAAGCCGAGAUCAUUUGUAGCAGCCAACCUUUAAUUCUGGCGCAGGGUGAGAGUGGGUGUUGGCAGAUUAUAUUAACACGGUUAUCCUUGACCAUUUAUAGACAGCCCCAGCCCCCACCCCCACCCUAACUGCAUCUUCCACCCAUUCAACCAUGGCCAUUGACAGCCGACUUCAACUGCCAGAGCCUCAUCCAGGUAAAGGCCCCGCUGUGGGUCAGGGACAGAGCUGGUAUUGACUGCUAUUCUUCUCAGAUUCUCCUUCCACAGAACAAGGCAGGACUAUUUCAUACAACAUGAGAAAGGACCUCCUUUCUACCUGCUGGCAUUGUGACAUUGCCCAUUAGUGCCCUGAAUUUUGCCUAGGGCUGGGUGGGAGGCAGUACGAUUUUGGCAAUGAGUUGAAGGCAUCGGGAGGUGGGGGGGCCCCCUUCCUGGAACCAGCAGCUUAGGCCUUUGUCAAAGUCACCUGGCAAAAACCACAAACUUGCCCACCUAUUGACCAAUGGUACCCACUCAAGGGGUAAAAUUUCCUGCAGGAGGCGUACGUGGGAAGUUCCACACGUUUUACCAAUUGUUAAUUUACUCUUAGAUUUUCUGCUGAUCUCAUUAGCCUGUGGCAGAAUAAGCCGUGGUAACAUUCCUGCCUUCCCCAUGGUGAAAUGAAUAUCACAGUAGGGGCAGUGAGCGAGUGAACCAAAUGUGAAACCCUGACAUUUUUAUUCAAGCGUGGGAUGUGGGCAUCUCUGGCUUGGCCUAACUGUCCCCUUGAGAAGGUGGUGUUGAGCUGCCUUCUUGAACUGCUGCAGUCUAUGUGGUGUAGGUGCACCCACAGUGCUGUUAGGAAGGGAGAUC
Molecule: messenger RNA, 4020 nt
Organism: Carcharodon carcharias (great white shark)
Lineage: Eukaryota; Metazoa; Chordata; Chondrichthyes; Lamniformes; Lamnidae
Gene: elmo3
Product: engulfment and cell motility 3
Exons: 21
Coding region: 521-2680 (719 amino acids)
Biological process (GO): cell motility; actin filament organization
Source: RefSeq, a predicted model, not a curated record